Molecule: messenger RNA, 1098 nt
Organism: Telopea speciosissima
Lineage: Eukaryota; Viridiplantae; Streptophyta; Magnoliopsida; Proteales; Proteaceae
Product: putative disease resistance protein RGA3
Biological process (GO): defense response to other organism
Molecular function (GO): ADP binding
Source: RefSeq, a predicted model, not a curated record
GGAGAGAUGAGGAGAAAGAAGACAUAGUUAAACUACUAUUGCUGGACAACAUUAGCAACCCCAAUUUUCUUGUUUAUCCAAUAAUUGGAAUGGGUGGUCUUGGGAAGACCACACUUGCUCAACUAGUCUACAACGAUGAAAGAGUGAAGAAUCAUUUUGAUGCCAGAAUUUGGGUUUGCGUAUCUGAUGAUUUUGAUGUGAAAAGACUUACCAAAGCAAUCAUAGAAUCUAUGGGUGGAACUGCAAAUGAUCUCACGGAGUUGGAUCCAAUGCAAAGCCGCCUUCGUGAGAUGUUGAGUAGAAGGAAGAGCUUUUUGAUUGUACUAGAUGAUGUUUGGAAUGAAGACCAGGACAAGUGGGAUAUGGUGAAAUCUUCAUUAACAUGUGGAAAUGAAGGAAGUGCAAUUCUUGUAACCACUCGUAUUGAAAAAGUAGCUUCCAUCAUGGGCACAUUUCCUGCCCACCACUUGAAAGGACUCUCAGAGGAUGAUUGUUGGGCUUUGUUCAAGCAACGUGCAUUUGGUGAUGGCAGCAGAGAGGUGGAGAAUACAAACUUGGAGGCGAUUGGUAAGGAGAUUGUGAAGAAGUGUGGAGGUGUACCUCUGGCUGCAAAGGCUUUAGGAAGCUUAAUGCGCUUCACACACACACAGAAUGAAUGGUUGUUUGUGAGGGAAAGUGAAAUUUGGGAUUUACCAGAAGAUGAAGAAAAUACCAUUUUGCCGGCCUUGAGACUAAGCUACAAUCAUCUGCCCUCACAUUUGAGGCAAUGUUUCGCUUAUUGUUCCAUAUUUCCAAAGGAUCUUAGGAUGGAGAAGGAACAAUUAGUCCAUCUCUGGAUGGCUAAUGGUUUUAUACCAUCUAAAGGCAAAAUGGAGUUGGAAGACAUUGGGAAUGAAAUUUUUAAUGAGUUACUGUGAAGGUCUUUCUUCCAAGACAUAGUAAAAGAAGGGGAUGGCAAUGUAGUGUCUUGUCAGAUGCAUGAUCUAGUCCAUGAUCUUGCAUGUUCUGUUAUGAAUAAUGAAUGUUUGACCUUAGAUCAAACUAGCAAGGAAAAUAUUGUUCCAAAAGGGGUUAGACACUUGUCAUUGAAGCUUGUGU